AUGGCUCCUCGCAAGGACGCUACCGGCAACGUCAUUUUCAAGAAGAACAAAGGUCUAAAGAACCACAAGAAGGCGCAGAAAGAGAAAGCGCUGGCGAAGCGCACCGCCGCCGCCGAGAAGACUACCGCGAACAAGGCUUCGUAUGCGCCGGUCGCUGCCAUGGUUAUCAACAAGACUGCACCUAUAACAGGGGACGUUAUUGGAAAUGCAGGACCGGCGCCCAUGGUAAAGACUUCUGCGCAGGUCAUCGUGGAGUCGUCCGAUCUUUCUCGAGACGAGUCGGCCACUGACGACACGGCGCUCACCAACAUCGGGGUUCUUACUGGAACACACACCACUACCGCUACCAAGACCGCUACGCCGCAACCGCACCUCUGCACACAUUUGCCCGUCGUUGUAUUCGAAGACGUUCCUACUGGCUCCAAGAAUAAUGCUCCAACCAAGGUAGCCAGCAACCCAACCGAACUCGAGCAAGAGCCCAACAGUAUAUCUUAUCCCAAGACUGCUCCCUCUCCUCUAACAUUCAACAUCUUGCAACCCAGCAUUACCCCUUCUUCUCCAAAACCCAACACCACACAAAUCAGCAUGCUCAACCCCACCGCCCCAGCAUUCCUCUUCGGAAAGAUCGUAGUCGCCCAAACUCCACCCGUCUCCAUCACCCUCACGAAAGAAGACACCGCCCCGGGAUGGCCCACCGAAAACGCAAAAGCGUUUGAAAAGGCCUAUGGCGUUAUCGCCCUGCACAAAGCUCUGGAAGCCGGGCUGUACGAAAAUAUGGAGACGCCGCGCCAGAGGCUGAUUCGCUGCAAGUACAGGGUUUCUGUUGACGCCGAGUUCCAUCGGGAGGAGCCGGUGUGUGACUUGGAGUGGGCGUUGGCCUUGAUUGGCAAGCCAGUUCGCAAGUGUUUUGACGAUAACGGCUUCCACAUCACGCCGAUUAAGACGGGCUUGACUGAAGCCGAUUUAACGGGUCCAUCAGCUCUCGACGAAUUAUUCGCAAAAGUCAAGGCUGAAGGCAUCUCCAAGAUCAGCGCUCCCAUCUCCACAGGUUACAAAUCCCCCAUCUCCGGUGCUACAUCAACAAAGCCGCCAGUUCCGUCUCGUACCCUGGAGUCCAUCGAAGCUGAAAUGCGUCUCGCCGCCCCAAAACGCCCUUCCCACGCCCCCUCGUUCGCAGACCCCGGUAUCAUCAAGUACACCUUCAACGGCCAGGAUUUCGACAACGUCGGCAACCCUCUCACAGAAACCGUGAGUCAGAAGGUACUCGGUUGGCUUGAAGACCAGCCAACUGAUCCACCAGAACUCUCACCGGGUUCUUCGCGGCAGCAGAGCCGCGAGGCUUCGCCGCUUGAGCUGGGGAAGGGAAAUGUGGCUCUGACGUUUUGUUCAAAGUCUGAGUCUGAGGGAGGACAGGUUUGGCCUGCGCAGGAGAGCUUGCCUUGGGGGAAUGGGAAUAUGCAAGAUGGGUAUACGCAUGGGUCUGGUGUACCGGUGUAUCCGUAUGUUGCUUCUGUCGUUCGGGUCUCUGAAACCUUUCCUGGUUCAUGCGGAGAACCAGAGUAG
Messenger RNA from Alternaria triticimaculans, 1563 nucleotides. RefSeq lists its product as uncharacterized. NCBI's taxonomy places the organism in Eukaryota, Fungi, Ascomycota, Dothideomycetes, Pleosporales, Pleosporaceae. The record is from RefSeq and is a predicted model, not a curated record. The transcript has a single exon. The coding region runs from base 1 to 1563 and encodes 520 amino acids.